Messenger RNA from Besnoitia besnoiti, 2577 nucleotides. RefSeq lists its product as uncharacterized. The transcript has 5 exons. Gene Ontology annotation, biological process: FMN biosynthetic process; riboflavin biosynthetic process. The coding region runs from base 1 to 2577 and encodes 858 amino acids. Lineage: Eukaryota; Apicomplexa; Conoidasida; Eucoccidiorida; Sarcocystidae. Gene Ontology annotation, molecular function: riboflavin kinase activity. The record is from RefSeq and is a predicted model, not a curated record.
AUGGCGCAGUUCCCGCACGCGGACUCCGCGGGGCGGGCGGAGGAUUAUCACCGAUGCGCUCCCUCAGUGGCGGCCCAAAGCAAAGUUCCGCCGUCCUUGAUUCUUCUCAUCGAGGCUGAUGCACUCGUCCUCGAUUGGGGCAGUUUGCUGCAGUGCAUUCUCCAGGGCUUUCUGGAGCGCAAGCUCAUCCCCGACGAGAACUCGAGAAUUCUGGUCCCCGGUCGCUCGCUCGUGGACGCGGGUGAGCGUAUCUUGGCGAAACAUAAAGGCAGCCGAACCUCAGAAAACGGCGGCGCACCCGCUUCGCCUGAAGGCGAAGCUUCUGUGGACGCGCUGUGCGGCCGCGUCCUCACUUCCUACUCCCCUGCUUACGAGCUAAAGGGCGGAGCCUGCCCCCGCGGACGCGCUCAGCGAAGCUCAUGGUUGAGCUCUCCCUGCCUUCCUCUCACUAACCCGCAGCCUUCAGCGGUCUCCGCGCCUUCGCAGAAAGACGCCUUCGUGCGCCUGCUCAACGCGCUGAAGGCUGCAGUGAAGCCGCACAUCGGCGCAUGUCGGUUUCUGAGAAUUCUUGAGCUGCACGCUCUCGCUGAGGGCUCGCGUAGUGCAGGCGAGGGGGACGGAAAAGCGGAGACAGCUGCAGGCGGUCACGUCGACCGUAACGGGGCUGUGGCAGCCGACCGCCACGCAGACGCGGAGGCCGUCCCCCUCCACCUCGUCCUUUGCACCAGCAACCAGUCGCUCUGGCAGGACCAUCUCGCUCGUCUGCAAAGCCUCCCGCGAGGCGAAUCCGACGGCCUUGAGUCGCCGUUGCAUCCGGACUCUGAGGGGCUUCUUCUGCGGCUGCUGAACGCAGGCGUCGCGUCCUUCUUUUCGCUGCAGAGCGGCGCCGCGGCUCUCAAACGGGCCGUGGAAGAUCUGCAGCGCGACGGAGGGGCUGUCGGAAGUCGCGCAGCUAGGGCAGACGGCGCUCGAUCGAAUUUAUCAUCUGCUUCGCCACAGACGGAGGGGACGCGCAGACAAGCGCCGCAGAAACCUCCAGAGGCUGAGGGCGGGGGAGCAGGCGGCCCCGAAAGCGACGCCCGCGUUGCGGUAGCUGCUCAGACAAUACAUUUCGCGCGCUUCGCAGCUGCCGCAGGCUUCACAUACGCCGCGUCGUCGCUGGGCGCGCCCCUGCGGUGCGAGGAGCGCGUUAACCCUUCGAAGACUCCCAACGCCGCGCCUGACUCCACAACCGAAGCGACGCUCAAGGCUCCGUCACCUGCGUCGCCCGCGGACCCGCCUUCGCCUGUCGCCGGCAGCGGGAAAACGCUGAGCUGCAGCAAGAAUGCCGACGCAGUUUGCUCCCUGUGCGGCGGCGAAGCUGCUGCAUGUACGCCAGAGAGCGACUUCACCGACGCCCCUUGUUGGCUGUGUGCGAGCUGCGACCACGCGCUGGAGGCCAGGCUUCUCAAGAGCAUUGAUGACGUCGAUCUUUUUCGUCUGCUCCAUGCCCAGCGCGCGGCAGUCUCUGCAGGUUCCGCUCCCUCGCCAGCUUGUGUUCGGGGGCCUGCACCAGACUCGGGGGUCGAGGGGGGUAUGUCGCCGCCCUCAAGAGAGCGGCCUUCUUUCCUUCAGCCACCUGCCUAUCCGUACAAGGUCUCUCCCCUGGGCUUCGCGUCUCCGCAGCCUGUGGAGCCGCGUUCAUGUGAGGCCUUGGCGUCGCGCACAGAAGCAGGUGCUGCCUCUGUUUCCGAUAGGGCGACACAAUCUUGUCUCCAUGUGGCGGCCUCGUGUGCGGCCUGUCGUUUUCUCCUCAUGGAAGAGCGGGCUCUCUUCUGGCGACAGAAGCCUGCUUCAAACGGCGUCGCAGGUCGCGAGGACGUCAACGCAGCGGUGGGUUCCAAUCCCGCCCCGGGGGACGCCUGGCACGCGGCUGCAACGGGCAUAGAGGCGUGGGGGCGAUCUAUCGUUCUAGCAUCGCCCAUUCUGGUCACUGGGACAGUAGUCAAGGGCUUCGGGAGAGGCAGCAAAAUGCUUGGCAUUCCAACCGCCAACGUCCGCGAAGCCGCGCAGCCCGUCUGCGUUGCCCCUGACCCUCUCGAAUCCGAGCUUUGUGAGGUGGGCUGCAACGGUGCCUCGCCUCUGCGCUGCGAUUCCCAGCAUUCGCGCCCUGUCACACUCGUGCCAGGUGUAUACUACGGCUGGGCGGCCUUGCUCCCAGUUCGCGACGGAGCGGGUCUGGGCCCCGACAGGACAAAAGACGUCAACGAAGGCUCGCGGGAUCAGACAGACGGAGCGGCAGCGCCUCCGGUGAAGGUGUAUAAGACUGCGAUGUCUAUUGGAUACAAUCCUUACUUUGACAACACGUCUGUCACAAUUGAACCCUACAUCUACCACGAGUUCGACGACGACUUUGUGGGAAGCCCCAUCACCGUUAUCAUCACCGGCUUCUUGCGAAGUGAGGCGGCGUUUUCGUCUUUUGGCCACCUGAUUCAAGCCAUCCAGAACGACUGCGAAAUAUGUCGAAACGCCUUAAACCAUCCGGUUCACCUCCCCUCAAAGCGUCUUCUGGAGCGUGUCUGCGAAGGCGCUAGCUGA